Molecule: messenger RNA, 3078 nt
Organism: Heterotrigona itama
Lineage: Eukaryota; Metazoa; Arthropoda; Insecta; Hymenoptera; Apidae
Source: the annotation of a GenBank genome assembly
AUGAUCUUCGAACCUCCACUUUGUCACUGCUUCUAUAGUAACUUGGCAGAUUGGUCCAAAAUUGGUACGCCAAUUUUUUUUUUCUUUUUUUUUUCUACGAUCGUUAUGAAGAUUCAUUUCAAAAAUUAUCACAAAAGUUUCGUUAAAGGUUUGUUAUUCAUUAAUUCAACAGAUUACUUAAAGUACAUAUAUUUAUGUAUUGAAUAUAUUAUAAAAUUUACUAUGUUUUUAUACUGCAAAUACUGUUAUUAAAUAAGUUUGGUUCUUGUUUCAUCCUAAUAAAAAUCAAUCAUUCGUUUGCUUUUCAGCUCUAAUUGCGGCUCUGAUUUUCGAAUUUAACCGGGACAAAUUCAACAUGAAAUCUUCGUAUUUCUAUAUAAAUUUCUUACGAAAUUUAAUAAAAUUGUUAAUGAAAUGUAACUACAAUUACAUGCUCUUUUAUAUAUUUAUGCAGUACACGCUUCUUCGAUUGAAAACAUUAAUUAAUACAAAAUUCAAUUGGAUUGUUUUGUCUGACACUGCUCUAAAAAAUUUAAUAAAACAAUUUCACGAUAAGAGAAAUUAUUAUAUAGACUAUAAUUCUUGUUUAUUGGCGAACAUAAAAUAUUUUGAAAUUACUAAACCAACUUGGUUUUACAUAUGUUCUAUAGUAUCUGUAAAAAAGUACAAAGUUUUAGUUGUACCUUUGAAUAAUUUUGAUGAAAAUGAAAUAUUUAUAUCAGAUACUAUGAAAUAUAAUAUACAAAAUGCAUUGCAUUGCACUAUCAAUAAAUGCUUUUUACUGCCAAUAAAAGAUGACACUAUUAGCUUUGCUAGGGAAGCCAAAAUUUCUAUGAUUUGUAAUCAAUAUGAGAGCACAGAUAAUUUAAUAAAUAUUCUCUUGGAAAAUUAUUUCUCAGAACCUAGAUUUUUAAGAAAGAAUGAUUUAUUUGGUAUUAACAUAAAGGAACAUAUACUAGAUCAAAUAUAUUUGCAUACGAAUUCUUCAGUGUCUGUAAUAUAUUUUAAAGUCAAUUCUAUUAUCAAUGACAAUGGAGAUUAUACAAGUGAUGGUAGUUAUAUUUUAUAUGCAGAAACUACUCUUAUUCAAGAAUCAGAUCUGCAUAGUUAUUUACCUCAAAAACAUUUUGUUUACAAUGAAAUGAAGGAGAAAUAUGUAAAUUCAUAUCCACCAAGUUUAGCAGCACCUUUGGGACAUUUGGAACGUUGCAUUUUUCCAUUUAUUAAAUAUGAUAUUCAGUUACCAAUAAAGCCAAUAUUUCUUAUCAAGGGAUCACAGGGUUCGAAUAAACGUAAAUUAGCGCAAAUUUUAGCUGAGAAAAUGGGUUUAAACUUUCUUAAUACAGAUUUUGCUGAAGUUCAAGCUUUAACGUCAGCACAAACAGAGGCUAAACUACGUAUUGUACUGCACAAUGCUGAACAAUCAGUGCCAUGCAUAUUGUGUUUAAAUAAUAUAGAGGUAUUUGGAAAAAAUUCUGAAGGCCAAAAAGAUGAAAGAAUAAUAUCAAGCUUUUCAAACCAAAUAAAUUCAUUGUAUAAUAAACGUUCGAAAUUUCCUAUUAUUAUAAUAGCUACAACAAGUGAAUCUGAUAUACCAGCUGAACUAAACAGAAUUUUCAUUGAAUCGAUCCACGUGGAACAUUUAGAUCAAAAUGAAAGAACAAAUUUAAUUUCAUGGUUGCUCAUGAAACGAAAUCUUGACCAUCAAGUAAAUUUAUCAAAAAUUUCUGGUAUAUGUUCGGACUUUGGAUAUUCAGAUUUAUCGACGCUAAUAUUAAAUGCCAUGAAAUUUCGGUGCAAAGAUAAUGCUAAGAAUUUAAAAUCGUUAACACUUUCACAAGAAGACUUUGAUAAAGCUUAUGAAUACAUGCAAUUGGUAUAUACAGAUUGUAAGGAUGCGCCGCGUGUACCAAAGGUUUAUUGGGAAGACAUAGGUGGCUUAAUGACUUUAAAACACGAAAUAAUGCGUCGAAUUCAGUUACCUUUGAUGAAUGCUUUAGGGUUUGGACAGUCUGGUCUUCUUUUGUAUGGACCACCAGGAACCGGAAAGACGCUUCUCGCUAAGGCCGUAGCAACAGAAUAUCAGCUUCAUUUUUUAUCAGUUAAAGGUCCCGAAGUAUUAAAUAUGUAUGUCGGCCAAAGCGAGAAAAAUGUUAGACAAGUGUUCGAGCGAGCAAGAGCAGCAGCACCAUGUAUAAUAUUUUUUGACGAAUUGGAUUCGUUAGCACCCAAUCGUGGUCGAAGUGGUGAUAGCGGGGGUGUGAUGGAUCGUGUGGUAUCUCAAUUACUCGCUGAAAUGGAUGGUCUUGAUAGCUCCAAUAGUAUAUUCAUUAUAGGAGCUACAAACAGGCCAGAUUUGAUAGAUCCAGCUCUUCUUAGACCUGGCCGAUUUGAUAAACUACUAUACGUAGGAAUUCAUUCCGAUCGUGAUUCACAGCUUAGUGUGUUAAAGGCACUGACACGUAAAUUCACAUUCUGCGAAAAUGGAAAAGAGUUAGAACAGUUAAUCUGUCAACUACCCGAGCACACAACUGGUGCUGACUUAUAUUCUAUCUGUUCAAAUGCAUGGUUGAACGCUGCGCGUAGGGUUUUAAAUAAUUAUCACGAUAAUUCCAAUGAAAUUAAAUCGGACGAAUGUGUUACCGUAGAAUUGGAAGAUUUUCUAAAAGCCACGCGGGAAUUGAUUCCUUCAGUCAGUGAAGAAGAAGCGGAAAGAUACAGAAAAAUGCAAAUAGAAUUGUCUUCUGUAUCAAUAACGAUAUUCCUUUGGUGUGAUCGCGAGGUAGAAUCGAUUCCAAUGCAUUUGUCCAUGAUAUUGAAGCAUAUAAUGUUUUCUUUAUUGUACGUGAUAACGCACUUAUUACAUGGAAACAAAAAAUUAUUUAUACGUUUGUUAUGUUUUUAAGCCUUUUUUUUUACAAUCGUUACGAUAUGAAUAGAUAUGACAAAAAGAAUUCAUAGAAUUAUGAAAAAUCGUCGUUAACUAUACGUCAAAUUAUCUUACAAGAAGAGAUUUUACAAUUAUGAGUAUUUUUUUAUUUUUGAACUUCUGUAGAUCAUACAAAUGAGAACUACUGA